This is a messenger RNA of Penicillium cinerascens, 678 nucleotides long. Its product is annotated as DsbA family oxidoreductase. The record is from RefSeq and is a predicted model, not a curated record. NCBI's taxonomy places the organism in Eukaryota, Fungi, Ascomycota, Eurotiomycetes, Eurotiales, Aspergillaceae. The transcript is spliced from 2 exons. The coding region runs from base 1 to 678 and encodes 225 amino acids. Gene Ontology annotation, molecular function: oxidoreductase activity.
AUGACCAACUUCAAUAUCCAAAUCAUCUCCGACACCGUGUGCCCCUGGUGCUUCGUCGGCUACCGCCGACUCACGCGCGCGAUAACUGCGCACCAGAACAGCUACCCAAAUGACACCUUCAAGUUAACCUGGAAAGCCUUCUACCUGAAUCCCGCCGCGCCGCAAUUCCCCGGCGCGAACAAGCAGGAAUGGUACAGCUUGAAAUUCGGCGCUGAGCGUGCCACAGCCAUGUUCAAGCGCUUGUCCGCCGUGGGCGAGGGCGAGGGGAUAAACUUCAAGUUCGGAGGGAAUACGGGAUUGACGCGAGACUCGCACCGACUUUUGUGGUAUGCUGGUGAAGAGGAAGCGAAGCACCCUACUUCGUCGGGCAUUGGGGGACUGCAGACUCGGGUUGUGGAGAAGUUGUUUGCGGCUUAUUUUGAGGAAGAGAAGAACAUUACCGAUCCUCGGGUUUUGCUGGAGGCUGGCGUCAAGGCGGGUUUGGAUCGGGAGGCUGUGAUGAAGUUGCUUGACUCUGAGGAUGGCGGUGCGCAGGUUGAUUCCGAGGCGAAGGCGGCGUCGAGGAGAUUGGUUACUGGAGUGCCGUUUUUCUUGGUGCAGGGAAAGUAUUCGGUGGAGGGUGCGGAUGAGCCGGAGACUUUCUUGGAGGUUUUCGAGAAGGUCAAGGAGGAUGAGUAG